Paramecium sonneborni is the source of this 1526-nucleotide messenger RNA. The record is from the annotation of a GenBank genome assembly. Lineage: Eukaryota; Ciliophora; Oligohymenophorea; Peniculida; Parameciidae.
AUGUAAUUAUCAUACAUCAUUUGGUUAUUUUUUGGAAUUCUAAUAUCCUAUAAUAUCAAAUUAUAUAUAGAUUCCUAAGUGUAGUAUGAAAUCAAAAUUGAUGGAGAUUCAAUUUCUAUGAAUUUAUUAGGAAAAUCAAUAGGUAAUCAUGGAUUAGAAAUGGCUUGUAAAUAAUUAUAAGACUAUAUUAAUGUUAGUAAAUUGGAAAUCAAUUUUUAAUUGAAUGGGCUUACACAUAUUCAAACUCUUUUAUUAACAAUUAGUCGUUUCAAGAAUUUAAAAGAAUGUAAUACUCCAUAUUAAAUAUAAUUAUAGUGAAUUUACAAUUAGGAAAUAAUCCUAUAUAAAAUACAACUGCUUCAAAUGUUUAAGCUCUAUUAAUAUAAUUAUAAAACUUAGAAUCUCUUUAUUUAGGAUUAGAUGGUUUAUUCACUCAUUAAGGUAGAGUUCAAAUCAUUAAGAGUAUUUCUGAAAUGAAAAAAGUUCAUACACUCUAAAUCUCAUUAAUAAAUACAGAUUUAGGAGAUGAUAAAAUUGAUAUGCUUUUAUCAUUAGCAUAAAUGAGAUAAUUAAAAUCAUUAGAAUUAAUAUUGAUGGGUUGUAGUUUAACUGCAUCAUCAACAAAAUCUCUAUAAACAUUAUUAUAUAAAUUACCAAAACUAGACAAUUUAGUUUUAAAUUUAUAUGGAAAUAAGAUUAGAUAAGAUGGAAUUGAUGAUUUGAGUGCAGGACUUUAUCAUCAAAGAUAAGUUAAAGGAUUAGAAAUAGAAUUAUAUUUUAAUAAUAUUACUUCUAAUGGUACUGAAACUCUAAUGAGUGUUACAGGAUAGAUGAUUAAUCUAACCAAAUUACAUAUUGGUUUAGAAUUUAAUUAUAUUGAAGAUUAAGGUGCUAAACAUAUUGCAUAAGCAUUAACAAAUCUAUAAAAUCUUAAUGAUUUAUCAAUUAAUGUAGCUUCAAAGAAUUUUGGGUUCUUAGGUUAUGAAUCUAUUUUAUUAGCUAUUGAAAAAAUACCUUAUUUAAAUUCAUUAAAAUUAAUUAUUGGAGUUAAUAAAUGUGGACCUAGAGGGGCUGAUUUAUUGAAAAAAGUAUUGUUUAAACAUGAUAAAUUAAAAACUUUGAUUUUAGAUUAUACAGAAAAUUAUAUUGGAGAUGCAGGAGCUUCUUUUAUUGGUGAAGGGUUAUUAUCUUAAAGAAAAUUAGAAUUCUUAAAAUUAAAUUUAAAUUUCAAUUCAAUUACAGAUAGAGGAGCUUUAGAUAUUGUGAAAUCUAUUCAUACUCUAAAACAUCAACCAAAACAUAUUGAUUUAAGAUUAAGUUAAAAUAAAAUCUCAGAUAGAGCAUCAAAAGAAAUCCUUCGAUAUAUUUCUAAUAUUACAUAAGGAAUUGAACUAUUUGAAUUUGAAUUAUUAGGAACAGCCUUAACAAAUGCAACAAGAGAUGAUCUUAUUUCAACUUAUAGAAAUUUAAAAAAUUUUGAAUUUAUUGUAGAUACAAUCCCACCAAGUUAUUGGGAUGAAUAAUGA